ACGUGCUCUUCAGCAGCACAGCCAUGAUGCCAGUGCACAUCACGCUGCCUCUCCCAAGAGACACUGGGCUUGUGAUGCAGGUCUGCCUCCAUCAAUACCACCACGGCUUUGCCUAGCUGCAGGCUCUGCGCCACACGGCCAAAGCCAGCCCGUUGUACUGGGACGGCCAACCCAGGUUCAGCUGUAGUGCUUUUUUCUACUUUUGUGAGACAGGUUCGUCUGAUAUGCGGGCCCCUACAAACCGACCGAGAUGCUGCGACAAUACAGACACACAGGCGGUCAACAGUCUUCCUUUGAAAACCUGUCUUGGAUCCGAGGUGUGGCUCCUCUGUGCAAGAGAGGUCACGCUCUCUCUGUGCCUGCUGCUCGUUGCCCUUCUGGUAGAGAGGCUCUUGUCACGGCGCUUGCUCAAACAUGCAACGCAGGCCAGGUUAUCUCAAUCUAUUCCACUGUCGCUCACUGCAGGAGAAAAGCCCCGGCCUCGGACAAUUUUCUGUUUAAAUUAAUCGCUUUUUUGCGCGUGUUGCUCCAGGCGCCUCCAGCUGGUCGCCCUACACGCCCUCUGUAACGCCAACCACCCCCCCUCAGGUCAACGCCUCCUAGAACCAAAAAUCUGGCUAUUGUUCGGACAGCGUGUCCUGAAAAUCACCAUCAUCAUUAGUAUUACAAUCUACAGACAGACCCCGGAUACAGUGUGGCAAAGAUGCCGACCAGGCUAGUGGUACAAGAUAACAUGAUGAACCGAGACGGGCCGGGGGACAGACGCUUCCCGCCUGGAUGGCAAAUAGUUACGACGCUUAUGCAGGCAACUGGAGCCGUGGACGAGGAAGCUAGAGCCCGUUCAAACAGUUCCUAGGCGCCGAUUCGUACAUGGCAAAUGAAGGCCUGCAGGCUGUCUGUCCAUGAGCUGCGACUGGGACAAGGCGGGCGGCGCCUUUAGUGACGGAAACGGUCAUAUCAGUACGAAAUGAAGGCAGCGGAGAUGAGACCCGGCAUCUUUCGUGCCACGGAGUCCCCCCUCAUGACUUGCAUAUUCUCGCAGCGUACGCCAUGCGCGUGGCCUGGAAUUGCAUACUCGCCUACGCAGGACCGACCGUUUUCCUGGGGCUGACGCCUUGUGUCACUGCUUG
This is a messenger RNA of [Torrubiella] hemipterigena, 1130 nucleotides long. The record is from the annotation of a GenBank genome assembly. NCBI's taxonomy places the organism in Eukaryota, Fungi, Ascomycota, Sordariomycetes, Hypocreales, Clavicipitaceae.